CGCUUAACUAUGUUUACAUUACAAUAGACGGUUUUAUACCAAUUUGCCAAUAAGCAAGCACACAGAAAGUUUUAAUUUAAAUUUCUCAUUUGUUUUUAAAAAUCUGUUAAAUUGUUUUAAAAAUCUGUUCGUUAGAACACCGUAUUUAGUUAAGUAAGACUUUGUUUUAGCAAGCAAUUAUGGAUUCUGUCUAUCCAUCUACUUCAACAAGCCCUAUUACAUCUACUUCAACAAGCUGUAAAAUUAUCUCAGGAGCCUGCCAUCUUUGCAGCAAAAUAUUUAAAAAUGUGGAAUUACGAAAUCGUCAUAUCAAAAGAAUACAUAAAAUAGAUGUGUCCAAUAAGAAAAUUAAUCACAUUAUUUGUCCCUUAUGUGAACAAGAAACUAAUUUAAAAAGUCAUGAGAACUUACGAAAACAUCUAAAGGUGAACCACCAGCUGAGUAUUGAAUUAAUAACUUUUGAAUUUUCUAGUGAACAAGAAUAUGAGAGAUGGAAAGACAUGCAGAAAAUUGAGACAAAUUAUGCUAAACAAAGAGCAGUUCAUAAAAAGGAGUAUAAGAUAUUUUACUAUGCUUGUAACAGAAGUAACUUAAAUGGAUAUAAGCCCAACUAUAAAAUUAGGACAGAGAAAUCUGGUGGAUCAAUUAAAAUUAAAGGAGUAUGUCCCUCCAGGCUGAUUUGCAAACUGAGAGAUCAAGGACAAGUCUCAGUCAGUUAUUGGAAAACACAUGCUGGACAUACAGAGGAAUUAAGAACCAUGCAUCUGUCAAAAGCACAAGAAAAAAUGGUUGUAGGGAAGUUAAUGUCUGGGGUGCCUCCCAGCAGAAUUUUAGAAGAUUCAAGAAAAUUGGAAACAUCAAAACUAGGAAGACUUGCCUUACUAACAAGUAAAGAUCUCAGAAAUUUGUCCAAUAAGUAUAAUAUACACAAAAAAGAUGAAAAUGAUAUGGUAACAACAACUUUGAUUCAGGAAUUAAAUGCUAACGAUAACAAUUAUGUUUUCUUAUUCGACAACGAAGAUGAUGUUGCAAGGUUUUUGGAAGAAACUUCAAUUAACAAAUCAAGGCAUGAGGAGGAAAUUAACGAGUUUGUUAGAGAGAAGCUCGAACAGACAAAUGAGAUCCAGGAAAAAACCAAUCGAAGUCUGCAAAUGGAAAACUUAAUAGAAAACUUAACAAACUUCAUGGAAGAAUUAGACAACGACAAUUUUACCAAAUUUAUGACAGUCAUUCAAGGAACAAUGCAUAAGGCAAAAGAAGAAUUUCAGGAAAAGGCAAAGCAUAUUACAAAAAAGCGAAAAAUAGAGGACAGAAGUAUUUUCCUUCCAAUAAAAAAAGGAUCUGAGUUAUAUUAAAUGUACUGGGUCCUAGCAAGGUUUAGAGGGUUUUUACAUUUGCUAUUGCAAUAAGUCCCCCUCCUUUGAUUUACCAGAUUUUUAACAAAGAAUAAAAAUAUUUUAUAGCCACUA
Molecule: messenger RNA, 1469 nt
Organism: Diabrotica balteata
Lineage: Eukaryota; Metazoa; Arthropoda; Insecta; Coleoptera; Chrysomelidae
Source: the annotation of a GenBank genome assembly